Messenger RNA from Beta vulgaris subsp. vulgaris (sugar beet), 1522 nucleotides. Its product is annotated as putative lactoylglutathione lyase. Gene Ontology annotation, molecular function: lactoylglutathione lyase activity; metal ion binding. Lineage: Eukaryota; Viridiplantae; Streptophyta; Magnoliopsida; Caryophyllales; Amaranthaceae. The coding region runs from base 123 to 1229 and encodes 368 amino acids. The transcript is spliced from 9 exons. Gene Ontology annotation, cellular component: cytoplasm. The record is from RefSeq and is a predicted model, not a curated record.
UUGGAAGGUGUGUCAUUUGCGCUAAACAUAAAAACCCAUAGAAAAUCAAAAAGAGAAGAUAGCGCCAACUCGCCAAGAAUUUGGAGGAGAGAGAAAAACAUAGUAGUAGUAAUUCUGCGGCAAUGGCGUCGUCGUCAUCUCCAUUCUCACUCGCGCCUUCGCUUCAAUUUUCUCUCUCUUCAACAUUCGCCAACAGGAGAAUUUUCGCUUCUCAUACUCGAAUCGUUUCUUCUUUCUCCUCCAAUCUCUCUCGUCGCCUCUCACUCAUCCAGAUUGGUACUGUUGUCUCACAGCCGCAAAUGUUUGGUUUUAAGGAAUCCACACUCUCAAGUCCAGAAGGAAAUGUUUUGGAUACUGGUACUGUUGGAAAUGUAGCUCAAGCAAUGCCCACUGUUAGCGAGGAAACUGCUCUAGAAUGGACCAAAAAUGACAAGAGGAGACUACUUCAUGUUGUUUAUCGUGUCGGGGAUUUAGAUAAGACUAUAAAAUUCUAUACGGAGUGCUUAGGCAUGAAGAUAUUACGAAAAAGAGACAUUCCAGAAGAGAAAUAUUCAAAUGCCUUUCUUGGAUAUGGACCUGAGGAGUCGCAUUUUACGGUUGAAUUAACAUACAACUAUGGAGUCAACAAAUAUGACAUUGGGACUGGUUUUGGUCACUUUGGUGUUGCUGUUGCGGAUGUUGCUAAAACAGUAGAUCUUGUGAAGGCAAAGGGCGGAAAGGUUAUAAGGGAACCAAGUCCAGUCAAAGGUGAAAGUUCUGUAAUUGCUUUUAUAGAAGAUCCAGAUGGUUACCAGUUUAAGCUUUUGGAAAGGGCACUUACAUCAGAGCCCCUUUGCAAGGUGAUGCUUAGAGUUGGAGAUCUUGAUCAGGCCAUUAGUUUUUAUAAGAAGGCUUAUGGCAUGGAACUACUCCGCAAGAUGGAUAAUCCUGAGUACAAGUGUACAACAGCUAUAAUGGGUUAUGGUCCAGAGGAUAACAAUGCUGUGAUAGAGCUAACAUACAAUUAUGGAGUCAGUGAGUAUGACAAAGGAAAUGGUUAUGGACAGAUCGCUGUUGGAACAGACAAUGUUUAUAAAACAGCUGAAGUAGUGAAACGCAGUGGAGGGAAAAUUAUACUUGAUCCUGGUCCCUUGCCUGGAUUAAAUACGAAGAUAACUGCUUGCCUGGAUCCUGAUGGCUGGAAGGCGGUAUUUGUUGAUAAUAUUGAUUUUCUCAAGGAGCUUGAGUGACCAAGGCCUGCUACACCCAUACUUUUCUAUCGUCGAACAGGACUGUUCCCAGAUGCUGAUGCUUGGAGAUUUCCAUUUCAGCAUCACGCCAAAGACUGUUGUAUGUUGUAAAAUAAGUUUAUUUGUAAGUGACAAGGGAGUUGAUCAUAAAUCUGUUUUCAUUUUGCAUUCAUCAGAGAAAUACCAUCUUUUACACCAGCCAACCUGUAAUUUAACUCUUACAGUAACUACUAAUUAAAUGCUAAUGCGACAAUUCAGCAGAUUUUGAAUUCCAUCAGUCCACAUUUGUUUUU